Messenger RNA from Podospora pseudopauciseta, 3813 nucleotides. RefSeq names its product cystathionine gamma-lyase cys3. The record is from RefSeq and is a predicted model, not a curated record. Gene Ontology annotation, biological process: regulation of transcription by RNA polymerase II. The coding region runs from base 2687 to 3514 and encodes 275 amino acids. Gene Ontology annotation, cellular component: nucleus. Lineage: Eukaryota; Fungi; Ascomycota; Sordariomycetes; Sordariales; Podosporaceae. Gene Ontology annotation, molecular function: RNA polymerase II transcription regulatory region sequence-specific DNA binding; DNA-binding transcription activator activity, RNA polymerase II-specific. The transcript is spliced from 4 exons.
CCGUCAUCCUCCCCUUCAAUAUCCAUCCUAUCAGCAUCAUCAUCACCCCCAAUCUCGAAAGGAUCCUCCAUAACCAAAUCCACCCUCUCCACCCCCUUCCCAUCUCCUACCCGUGCCGUAUCCCCAAACCGAGCUUGCGCGACCAGCUUGGCCCGUUUAUUCACCCUCUCCUCCACCGUCGGUCUCUCCCUCCUCUUCUUAUCACCAUUCCCUUGUUCUUCCUCCUCUGCUGCAUCGCUCAACGGUGGGCUAGGCAAAACAGUACUCAACGGGGACUCUUUGACCUUCUCAUCCGCAUAGAUACUCCACCCACCACCUGCCGCAUUGCCUCUCGUCGCGCCCCUUCGAUCGAGCAACCCCUCCAGAUUUCUUGUCGUCAAAGAAGUACUCUGCAGCGUGACCCUCUGCCUCGGCAGUGACAGCGCCUUUGGUAUCCCCUCCGCCAGCAGCGCCCCAAGCGAUUUCGAUUCUGACGCCCCUGUCGGGCCGGUAGAGGUGGGUUUAGAAAUGAAAAUAUUUGGUGAGCCAUCCGGGAAGGCGAUGAGUAUCGUCUUGGAGCCAGUGUCCAUGUUGCCAUUGGAGGAUAGGGACAAAGGGGUGUUGUAGGGGGAGUCGAUGACAAAGAUCCUCAGUAUCAGCAAGGGAAGCGUCUUGUGACGGUCGAGGUUGUAGUGUGCUUUGAUAUCAGGCAGGAUUUGAGCCUGGAGCGAUUUGAGAAACAACGAAGGGUGAAACCUUGGUAUGGUUAGUGAUGUUUUGUCGGCUUCCAGCGGCUGCACCUCGCCGUCGUCGUCCUCUCUUGGUGCUUUCAGCGGGACUAUGUUAUAGGCUGACCAUUUCUGGGAGGUUGGGUGGUCGUAGAGGUAUUGCAGGUCUGCGAUGGCGAGCUGGUAGAGCGAUACCCCGUGCCGCCAGUCGCCUGUGGUGAUUCUGUCUAGGACAUCUCUUUUGGAACCUUUACGAUUCUGGAGGGAGAGGUACUCUUCCCGGAGCUCCUCCGGGGAUGAGGCAGGGGGGUAGAAGUCGCCGUCAUCUUCUUCUUCAUUGUCGUCCUGGUCUGGACGGAGGUAGGGGGUGGCUAGAGAUAGGUUAUCCUCGUCUAGCCAGUCCAAGGCAACAGAGAUGAGAGAAGCGCGUGAGAGCCGGCUAAGAAUUUUGGUGACUGUUGUGCUGGAGGGGUUGACGCGUAGAGAGGAGGGCAGAGGCGCUGUGAUAGGGACUGAUAUUCGGGACAUCUUCAGGCUUAUGAAUGAUGAUGCUGGAGAUUAAGAAACAAAUGGAGCUCCGUGAAAGCAAACAGAAUGGGUUGCCGUAGCCGGGGUGUUCCGGAGAGGGUCCGUUCCGGCGAACGUCAACAAUGGAUCCGCUCGCACCGUGUUUCCGGCGAGCUUCGGGGGGGGUGCAGGCCGAGAAACCCGGAAUUGAUUUACAGAGCUGAGCUGGUCCAGAGCCCCCACGCCGUUUUGCAGAACGUGUUGGCAGUUGGAGCGCGUUCUCGCGUCACAUGGUGGUCUGGACCACAGUGUGUGGCCCGUGCUCUACCUAGGUGAGCUUCACCCCGCAAAAUCACAACGGCACAGCGCCCACGCACCCCGCACACCUCAAUAUCUUGGCUUCUGACAUGUCUCAUCAGCGUUUUCCUCUUUUGAUGGUUCUAGAUGAACGGUAGUACACAAUGGAUUCUGAAGAAGAAAACGCCGACCAAAAGAACAGCUACCAUUAGAAGAUUUUAGACGAUAGGAAGGGGCAAGCGUCUAUAUCGAGCCGCUGACGUUGCCGAGCCACGUAUCGGGGUGCCGAGUAUCGGAGCACGCGGAGACAGGUGGGAGCCAAGCACAGACAAAGAAAGGGCGGGGAAAACACGUUCCUGUACCUGUCGUGAUAGGGUCAAUGGCACAAAGAAAAGAAGGCCCUGAGACUGAAGAGACUGAAGGUUUCAGUAGGAGCGGAAUUGCUAACGCAGGUUCGUGAUGGAAAUGCAAAAAAUUGUCUGCAAGCGCGUGGUUCUUAGUAGUGAUUGGAGUCCUGUCCGUCUGAAGAGAGGGGCACUCGGGCAAUUUGGGUCUCGGCUACCGAGAGCGUGGGAGUCAAUGUGCCUCUGACUAAUAGCGACCAUCGGACCGUGGGUAUAGCGGGAAGCGCACCAGGGUUAUCCCACCAAAUCCACGUUGAGCGCUGUCUUCCGACUGUCUUCCCACUGGCCCGGGCGCCGAUGUCUUGAACUGUUCUCAUGUCCAGUCUCCAUCACUCUUCCACUUCAGCAACACACUGGCUCCCAACUUGAGGCCAUCAUCGCCAGCAGAGGGCCCCGUCUCCCAGCUAGCUCUCACUGCCCUACAUCCACCGACCCGUCUAGCUCUUUGUUUCAGCCAAAGACGCUGACUCGCCCGUACAACGCUCGCUUCCUUUUAGGAACUGAAGCCGAAGCGAGUGCCGAUUUGUUCUCCGGCCACCGAAGGACGCCCCGCCUCAUUCACCUCCCCUCGACCGACCCUUUGUCUCCCGCCCACCGCCCACCUGCCGACAUAUUUGCAAUUGUCUAAAUCUCAAAGGAACGGAUUUCGCAAUCACCAAUUCCACUCGACGACCAAAGACUCCUAAACGCCCCUCAGACAAUAACCCCCGCGAGCGCGCGUGCUGGAGCUUUUAUUCGACGUUUGACAAGAGAGAGAAAUUAAACAUCGCCAUGGCCUACUCCAGCGCGCGGAGAGGUGUCAAUGUGACCCAAUAUCUCCGUGAAUUGAACCAAGAUGGCGGCGUGGUAGAGGAGACGCUCAUCACGGAUGAAGACCUCGCCAAGGACCUUGCGCUCUUUACCAACACUCAGUUCUUCGACUUUGAGACUGGCCAGAACACCGACUACCAGGCGCCACCUGUCAAGCCCGACACAUUACAAACAUCACCAAGCGAGGAGUUGACGUCGGCCGACUCUAUCAUGGGUGACUUUGGCUUUUCUGAUUUUUCCAUCCCAGGCGACUACAGCUUCGGUGAUUUUGGCAGCAACUACACCUCGCCCGCGGUCCCGGCCUUCCCAGACAACCUAGGCAACCUGCAGCCCAUCCAGCCCACCCCCCAAUCCUCCUAUGCCCCGCCAGUCCCCCAGCAGCACCAGCCAGGUCCCCCGAACCGCAUCCUGAGCUUCGAAGACGCGUCGCGCAUGGCCGCUGAGGAGGACAAGAGGAGACGCAACACGGCCGCCAGCGCACGCUUCCGCAUCAAGAAGAAGCAGAGGGAGCAGGCCCUCGAAAAGUCGGCCAAGGAGAUGACGGAGAAGGUUACCAUGCUGGAAGGACGCAUCUCUGCCCUCGAGACGGAGAACAAGUGGCUCAAGUCGCUCGUGACGGAGAAACACGGCGACAAGCAGGACAUUCUCGAGAAGUUCUUCAAGGAGUUUGCGGCCAGGGAAGCCAAGAAAGGAUCGUCGUCUUCGGGUAUCAAGGACAGCAUCAGCGCUGCCAGCUCCACCACCGCCGUUGACGACUCGGACAAGUCGCCCGCCAAGAGGAAGGAUUGAGGUAUUCUUUGGUGAUAAAGAUAUCAUAAUCUGGUUUUCUUAUCUGGGCUCUUCCGGUUUCGAGUCAUUUCAUCAGCGAGGGGUUUAACGGUGGGGGAUUGGAGAGGCCCUUUUUGCUGCGGAUAUACCAUAUCAUCAUCAUCAUUCAAAUCAUCGAAGGCGUUUCAUCUCGAAUUAUUCGGUCUUUUUUGUUUUUGUUUCUUGUUUUGGUCUUGUCUGAUUUUACGACUUGCUUUUUUCUUUAUACCUGGUCCAUUUACCUUGGGUUUCCGGUGUUCUGGAGCUUUAAGGGAAAGCGG